UUUCUAUCUCUAUUUUGAAUUCAAGAAAACAAAUUAUAUAAAGGUCGAUUUCUUUUUUACACAUGAAAUGAAGUUUAAAAUACUUUUACUGGUGAUAAAUUAGAGUGGACUUGUUUAUUUUAAGGUUUAAUAGUUAAUUACUUCCUUGAAAACUGCAGCCUGCAGUUUUUUUUUUUUUUUUGUAAAAAGCAAAAAGCAAAAAGUAAAGCAAACGGACUUCAUCUAAGGAAUAAAUGCCUAGACAGAAUAUUUAUUUCUAAAUGAUAAUGAUCUUUUAUACAUUAAAGUAAUUAUCAACUCUUUCAAAAUGAAGAUAUUUAUUCCUUUCCUGUUGUUUAUGAAAAGAAGAAUGAAAUGCCAAACAACGUUUUUAUGUUUUUGGUUGGCUUUUGCAACACAAGUUAGUCAAGUAAAAAUAUUAAAUGGAUAUGAGCACGAUUCUGUUUCAACUGAUAAUCUCAUGACAAAUUCGACAAAACGAAUGACUUUUCCUAUUCCGGAUGAGGAUGACCAAGACGAUAGUAACCAAAUUUCAAACUUAUUAGAAGUCGACCCAACUGAUGAAGAAAUAGACAAUAUAUUUGACGGAAUAAAUAGUCCAAAAAACCCCGACAGUGACAUUCAAAACAGUUACAAAUACAAGCUGCCAAUGACGGCUUUUACAAAAACUAUAAAAGAAAAUAAAAAUAAUGAUAUUGAUGAUGAUUUAGAUGAUAAAUCUAGUGAAAAUAAUGAUGAAGACUUAAGCUCUGAUAAUCUUUCACCAAGAGAAUCUGUAAAUAAUGGUAUUUAUAAUCAACAGCAACAUUAUGGUUCAUUAAAAUUUGGAAUCUCAAAAAUCAAUAACGUUGAAACUAAUGAUCAAAUUCGUAAUUAUGUUGAUAACGAUGAAAACUAUCAAAAUAAGGAAUUAAAUCCACGUGAUGAACGAAAUCUAGAUGAGAAGGAACGUUAUUUUAUCAACAAAGAGAAAAAAUCUCGGGAGGAAGAAGAUGAGGAAGAAAAAGAAAAAAAUCUCAAUAGAUAUAAUCAAAUUAAUUCUCUCAAAAGACACCCGUUGGAUGAAGAAUAUAUUCUUCGUCAUGAUAGAGAACCAUUUCAGGAAAACUUUUCACCUGAUGAUUCCGUUGAAAGAUCUAAUCAAAUCUAUAGCACAAAAAAACUUGUUUUAAUGCAAAUGAAUAAUCCUAUAUUCAAAAGCUCACUAAAUACUGAAAAGAUACACCCUUUACAUACAGCUAGAACGAACAGCUUUGAUGCAGUAAACAAUGACUUUUUCAGAGAAUUUAGAGAACAAGAAACGCGUAGAAAUCCUUAUGAACAUAAUAUCUAUCACUUAAAUGAUCAUAGUUUAUUUUCUGACAGUUCUAAAAAUAAUGAUGACUACCAUCAAAGCCAAGAAAGAUUCGAUACAAAACACCAUCUAAACAUUCAAUCUUUAGAUAAAAUUAAUAACCCGCUUCUUCUUGAUGAGAAACUUAGUAAUGAUGAUAAUAAUCUAGGAAAUUUUGAAGAGAGCCAAGAGAACAAUGUUAACAACAAGUUAAACAAUCAGAAGGAAAAUAAUUUUGACAAAUCAAAUAACGAUAAUCGAUUGGCAAUUAAUGAUAAUCAUAUGAUAAACAACGAUAACCGUAAAUAUAAUGAUAUGGAAUUGUCACAAAGCAUAAGUAGAAUAAUAAACUUAAUUAAAAAUGAAUACAAUAUGAAUGAUGUAAGAAAAGAUUCGGAAAAUGAAAAUCAAAACUUAUUUGAUGAAAGGCAAAGUAGCCAAGAAAAUAUCAAAGAAACUGGGAAGUUAAAGAAGAACAAUUUUCGCUAUGAAUACUUGAGCCAAUUGUACAAAUUACUUGAAAAAUUUCGUUCCGACAACAAUCAAAACUUAAACAACAAUAAUGAAAACAGCGAUAGAUUGCUAAGAAAAGUUUCAAAUGAGUAUUUGUCAUCAGAACCAAAUCAAAGAGAAAGUUCUCGUUUUAAAGAAGAUAUCCAUCAGUUUGUUUAUAAAAGACCUUUUCUUAAAAAUAAUAAUAUAAAGGAAUUCCAAACAAUACCUAAUUAUGGAAUAGCUGACAAGAUAAACCUAGAUAGACUAGAUGCUUCUAAUGAUUUUUUAACUAAAGAAAUUAACAAAAUUGCCAAUAAUAUUGGUUUGCUACAAAUGGCGAAAGAAAAACCUGUAGAUUCUCUUAGCUCUGAGUUUACAAAUGAUAUAAAGAGCCAUAACUCUUAUGAUAGCUCUCAAGGGUAUUAUCAAAGAAAUCAACAUAAUAACUUUAUGCCUUAUGAUGGGCAAUCAGAUAAUAUUCAAUCUUUUCAAGAAAUGAAUAAAAAGCCAUAUCAGUUUGAUCAUAAAUUUGCACACAAAAUAAAGAACUCUGAGUUAUUUAGAGAUUCUUUGUUGCGUGUUAAAAAAUUAAAUCACCGGCCAUUAGAUGUUAAUGAAAAUGAGAUUUCGAAUAAAAAGACAAGAAUGUACAACUAUAUGCCCAUACCUUCCCUGAAAGAUCACGAUAAAGAAAGUGAUGACCUAAGAAGUAAUGAUCAAUCAAGAAAUAAUAACGCUGAGACUGUCAGUUAUUUCAAAAAUCGAGAUGAGCCUUCUUCAUUUGAUGUUAUAAAUGAUGAACAAAAAAAUGGAUUUCGAGAUGCGGAUAGAAAAAAUUUGGUACCAAGUACGAAUCGUUCUAGUGAAUCCAGUGAUCUACUUAUAAUUAGUGGUUAUAAAAAGAAUUUUUUGGAUCCAGUAACAAAUAAAAAGGCAACCACAAAUUCAACAUCAAGUUUGUAUGCUCAAAAUAUACAGCAUAGAGAAUAUAUUUUUAGAGUUCCUGUAAGUUUAAAUAAAACCUCAGCAGAAUCAAAAAGAUUUCAUAUUCAUCAUAUUGGAGAUUAUGUCCAAAGACCCGAUUUAAUGAAUAAUAGUGUUACGAUUUUAGAAGAUAUUGCAUUUACAAACAAAAUCGUUGAUAAUUUAAGUUCUGGUAAAGAUAUUAAACAUGUAUCUGGUAUAGAUCAAGUCCAUGUUAAAGGUCGUUAUGGAAAUCAUCAUUUUGAUGAGUCAGCAGGGAAACCCUAUCAAUAUGGUCAAAAACCCAUUUCUGGGCAUUGGAAAAAGUCAACUGCAUCAAAAGUCUAUCCCACAACAAAUUCUACGCAAGAAAGUUUAAAAAAAAAAGAAUGGGAUGAAAAACACUCAAAAUCAGUCAACUUUAAAACAUCGAAGGUAAUUAGUGUAUCAAAAAAAGAAAACAAUAAUCGAAGACAUUUAGGUGAUCACAUUCAAAGACCAGAUUUGGCUUUUAAUGGAAUAACGAUCCCAGAAGACAUUGCAAUCACAAAUUCAAUAGUCAAUAGUUUGAGCUCUGGUAAAGAUAUCAAACACAUAGCUGGCAUUGAUCAUGUUCGUGUUAAAGGUCAUUAUGGACCGUAUCAUUUUGAUGAAUCUGCAGGAAAGCCGUAUCGUUAUGAACAUCAUUCAUAUCCAAGACAGUGGAAGAAAAAUAUUGUUCUUCAAAAUCAAUCUAAAUCAAAAUUUAAUAAUUCAUUUAAAUCUUCAUUUAAAAGUGUCCACAUACAAAAUGUUUAUCACCAAAAUAUCUACAAUAUUUCUCCAGAUAGAAUUGAAACACAUUUCCAUACUCUUUCACAAAGAAUACCAAAUAAAGAUUUUUAUCACCCAUCAUACAACCGAAAGAAUAAGUUAUCCAGCAGUUAUGUUGUUGAAAAGAAUGUUAAUAACUUAAAUAAUAAUAAAGAUAUUGCAGGUAUGAAAGGAACUGAUCGAAUUCGGGUUAAAAUGCAUCAUGGGAACAUACUUUUUGAUCAGCAUGCAAAAUCUUACCGGUAUGGUUAUCAUCAUCAUUUUUUUCCUAAAAAAUUUAGAAAUCAUAAAAAAUCCCACAACAUCAGUGUAAAGCAUUAUCUGGAUAAUUCAGCAGUUAAUAACAAUCUACCAAAUAGGAACUUGCUGAGACUUGAAAAAAAGAGUAGUAUUAAAAAUAAUCACGAUGGAAAAGCAUAUAGAAGACAAAUUUUUACAAGAGUACAACAUCCCCACCAUCUUGUCAUAGAUAAUGUACCUGUUCACUAUAAUGGGCAAAGAUUUGGAAAUGGUGAACCAGAGUAUAUUUUAGAUCAAAACUAUCAAGUGCCAGCAAGGUUCAGAAAUUAUGGAAGGGUACCAUUUUCUUUAGCAAAUCUACAAAUGACCCUUUUAAAUAACAAUAUUCAUGGAAGAGGACACUCAUUUGAUCAGUUAUUUCAAAGUGUUCCAAAUCCCCCUAUUCCACGACAGGUGUUUAACCAUCUUAUUGGAGAGCGAAAUCCAUAUAAAAUUGAAGAUUCAGGUGAAGCAAUAAUAGCAUCUGCUGACCCAAUUUUGGAGAGAUACAAUCCUGGACAGGAAUAUUACAAUGGGAUUGAUACUAACAUUUUGUUACCAAUCGGAAAACCUUUUUCAUUGUUAAACAAGAAUACAAAAUAUGGGUAUACAAGUAAUAGUAUUCAGGUUCCAACUAAUGAUUUAGUAACUGAAAAGAUUCUUAAUUACUUGAGUGCUGGUUACGACAUCAAAGACAAUUUUAAUGUUGCUAAAGGAAUACUAAGUGAUCAAUUGGCUCCACCAGCAUUAUUUUUUAAAGAACAGAAAAGAAAAGAGUUAAAAUCAUCUAGUGCUUCUAAUGUAGCUAAUGGAAAUUUAGAUGAUGGAUUUAAUGAAAAUUUUCCAGACAUGGAACCAAUUCUGAGAGGAUAUCAUCAUCAUAAUCACCGCCAACUCUCAAAACAUCAAAAAAUCAAGAAUAAUAUUCAUCAAUCGAAAUCUCAUGAUGUUUCAUUAGAUGUCAGUCAUGUGUUUGAUCAUGAAGACAGUUUUAAUUUUGCUCCAUCAAAAGGAGUUGUUGUGCCAGAAAAAGAUGCAAGAAAAAUUGGUUUGUAUGACAAAGAUUAUCUUGAGAAAUUGGGUGUGUGGGAUGAUUUCAAGUCACAUCCUUCUACAUGGAUUGAUGCUAUUCUUAGAGAUAAUGAUGCUUGGGGGACAAAAGGAGCAUUCAUGGCAGAAACAAGAGGAUUUAACAGCACAUUGCCAAGUAAUUUAACAAUAUGUCGGGUUCCAGCUGAUGUUGCUUUUUUGUUUGAUGGUUCAUUAGGUAAUGAAAAUAAAGAAAAAUACUUCAAUAGGUAUAUAGAGUUUGCUAAACAAGUUGUAGAUUAUCACCCACCUUCAAUGCAAGGCUACCAUUAUGGAGCUGUUGUAUACAGUGAUACUGCAGAAUUAAAGUUCAAUUUUGACUUAGCGUAUGAUGUAAGUGGUGUAUUAGAAGGGUUUGAAGAUAUAAAAAGAACAUUUACUUCAUUUAAAGAAGGCUCAAGAGUUGAUUUAGGGCUUCAAGCAAUAAAAGAACUAUUUGACAAAAGUGGUAGAGACUGGGUUUCUCAGGUAUUGAUAGUUUUGACAGAUUCUAAGAGUACUGAAGGCGUAGAGGUUAUUGCACAAUCAUUGAGAGACUCAACAGUCAGCAUAUUUGUGAUUGGUUUGGCAAAUAAAGAUAGUCACUCAGACAUUGGUCAAAUGGAGAAAAUUGCUUCUCAACCUACUCAACAUCAUGUUUUCCAGAUAGAUAUAAAAAAGCUUUUAGGAACAAAUGAGAAUGUAGCAUAUCCACAACAUCUUGCACGAGUAAUUCCUUACAAAAUAUGCAGAAUGAACUUAGCGUUUGUGGUGGAUAUGAAAGGUAGUGAAGUAUCAAGAUUAUCCGCUAUAAAAGACUUUAUCAAAACUGUCACAUCUGAUCUUGGAAUGGGUUUAUAUGGGAGUCAUGUUUCUGUGGUUGGGUAUGGUGGAAAAGCAAAAAAAUCAGGGUGGGAUUUUGCCAGAUUUAUUUUGUGUGGCUCUACACCAACUUGUAACUUAGAUCGUGCUGAAUACUUGAAAUCUGUUGAUAAUCUGGAGUCAGAGGUUGGAAAAGAGAGCGAUGCUGGUUCAGCACUGGAAAAGGUUUUUGGAUUUUAUUUUGAUCACUCAAACAAUGGACAAGAGUAUUGGAAUUAUUUGAAUGUAACUGUUAUUUUAACUGAUCGUAAGUUAGAUGGACCAUAUGAGACUGUAGCUCGUAAAUUACGCAAUCAUGGAGUUAUAAUACAUGCAGUUGGUUGGUUGGAUGCAAAUAAAGGUUUAGCUAGAAAUACAUUAGCUGAAGCAGCAAGUGAUUCAGAUGACUUUUAUUUGCAUACUCACACUGGCAUACUUGCACUGGAAAAUGUUGCACGUAGAAUGAAGCAAUACUUUUCUUUGCUGCUAUUUGGUCAUGAGUCAUACAAAAGUAAGGUGAUUGGUGGAUGGGAAGAGGCUGAAUCUAAAAAUCUUUUAAAAAAUGUGUCAAAACUGGAAAACCAUCGGAAAGUUAAAUCGGCUAAAAAAAAAACGAAAUUUCAUUUUUCUAAAAAAUUACAACAAACUUUUUCUACUAUUGAUUCAAAGAAAAACUUGUCAACAAAUGUUAAUGGUUUAAGUAAUUUGCCAGGAUUUUGGAAUGAUUCUAAUACAAUCGAGAAAGCAUCUGACAGCGCUAAUAGUUUACAUAGCAUGCUUCAUGCAUGGAAAAGUCAUUUGUUUGAAAAUGAGACUCAGUAUAAAAAAAAGAUUUUGAAUAAAACAGUGAGUUCAUCUGAGAACAAAGAUAAGGAACUGUUGUGGAGUAUAUCUGAUGACUCUAUUCUUCGACACAAGCUUCUGCAACAGUUAAUAAAAAGUUUUCAAAUCAAUGAUAAAUCGAAAACAGAAUCGUUAAAGGAUGUCGAUGUCCAUGCAACGUCUUCAAAAGUAUUACAGGCAUCUAAUGAUACUAUUGAUAAACUUAUAAAUAAAGGUGGUGAUGAUGAAAUCUCCAAAAAAUUGAAUGAGCAAUUUGAGAAAUUUUGAAUUGACAUGAAAAUAAGUUUAUGCCAAACUGGAUUUAAUUUGUUCAUGCAAUUUGAAUGAUCAGAUUCACAUUAAAAUGGCUAUUUAAAAACUUCUGUUUUCGCACUAUGUCGUAUAUUGAAAAUUUUAUUAAUUGGUUAGGGGUAAGAUGAAUCGGAAAUCAUUAUAUCGCAUAACGAUGCUAUAAUAUAUUUUGGAUCAUUCCAUACGAUUCAUUAAGUACCGUGUAGUUCUUAAAGUUACUUGUAAGAUAAUAAAUGGUCGAUUAAUUGAUCGAUUGAAUUUAUAACUGGAAAAA
Messenger RNA from Hydra vulgaris (swiftwater hydra), 7220 nucleotides. Its product is annotated as metacaspase-2. The record is from RefSeq and is a predicted model, not a curated record. Lineage: Eukaryota; Metazoa; Cnidaria; Hydrozoa; Anthoathecata; Hydridae.